UGAGUGUGUGAUGGGCUUCCAGUGCUCUGGGAGUGAAGCUCAUCUGGGGAACUGCAGCUCUCCACAAACUCUCAACUGCAGCUCCACACAACAGCUGUCAAUCACCUGCCUUGGUCGUGGGUCCAUCAGGCUGGUGGGUUCUGGAGGAGACUGUGCAGGGAGGCUGGAGGUUUUUCACAACGGCUCAUGGGGGACAGUGUGUGAUGACUCCUGGGAUAUUAAAGAUGCCCAUGUGGUGUGCAGACAGCUGCAGUGUGGAGUGGCCCUCAGUAACCAGCAGGUACCAGCCUGGUUUGGUCCUGGUUCUGGACCCAUAUGGCUGGAUGAGGUGAACUGUGAGGGGAAUGAGACGUCCCUGUGGAACUGCUCUUCUCAGGUUUGGGGAAAACAUGACUGUCAACACAAGGAGGAUGUAGGAGUCGUGUGCUCAGAGUUCAAAGAGAUCAGAUUAACUGAUGGUUGUAAAGGGAAUGUGGAGGUUUUCUACAAUGGAUCAUGGGGUAAUGUAUGCUGGAACCAGAUGGACAGUGACACAGCGAGUCUGAUCUGUCAAGAGCUAAACUGUGGAAGAUCUGCCAGUGACCCCAGUAACUCACAAGGACUAAAGUCAAAUUGGCUGGAUCAAUUUAAAUGUCGUCUACAUGACUCAACUCUGUGGCAGUGUCCAUCUUCAACCUGGGGACAAAAUAACUGUCAUCAUAAUGAUGUGGCUAAUAUAACCUGCUCAGAAAAGGAAAACGAUGAAUCGCCUCGAAGUCAUCUUUCAUGUUCUGCAGCUCUAAACCAGAGACACUGUACAAGAUAUGUUCCUCUGAGACUGAGUGGAGGGAAAGGCCGGUGUUCUGGAAGACUGGAGGUGUAUCAUAACGCUGUGUGGGGUUCAGUCUGUGAUGAUCAGUGGGACAUCAGGGAUGCUCAGGUGGUCUGCAGGCAGCUGGGUUGUGGAGCAGCACUGAGUGCUGAUGGGAAUGCAGCCUUUGGUGCUGGUGAAGGUGUUGUGUGGCUGAACAGAGUCGAGUGCAGAGGGAAUGAGAUUCACCUGUGGGACUGUCCUCUCUCCCUGAAUAACCACACAGACUGCUCAUACAAAGAGGAUGCUGGAAUCACCUGUGCAGAUUUGUCUGUGUCCACGACUCCUGCCCCAACAACAUCAACUUUUCCUCCAAUUUCACAGACAGAUGUGACACAAUCUCUGUCCUCACUGAUCACUCGUCCGCAAACUCCUCCUGCAUCUACUCUCCCCAUCCCUCCAGUGGUUUUGAUUGUACUGGGAGCUGUGCUCUUACUGCUCUUACUGCCACUCAUUAUACUGAUUCAGCAGAACAGAGUGAUGAGGAGAGUUCUUUCCAAGAGAAGACACAAGACUCAGACUGAAGCAGUUUAUGAGGAGAUUAAUCACAGACUCAUCACAAAUAAAGAUAAACGCAUCACUCAGAGAGGAAGAGACCCUUCUGAAGAACUACUUUCUGGGUAUGAUGAUGCUGAUAAGGUUCUUUCAGAAGAGCAACAAGACACCCCAGAGACCUACGAUGAUGCAAUCACUGCUGGACUGAGACUUUGUGCCACAGAUUACUUACCAGAAAACUAUGAUGUUGUGAUCUUGCGACAGUUCUCCAAUAAUAAAAUGGAGGGAGUUCAGGAGGAGUAUGAUGUGAAGAUGUGAGAAACCUGUUUGACUAUGAUGAUGUGGGGAAUGUGCCAGCCAAACAUGGAGGGACUGUUUAACUCAGGAAUCACACACAACCUCAAAUCUUUUUACAGCUUUUGGAAAUGGAAUGAGUUUAAGUGAUCUUAUAUACAAGUUUCAAUUGCAAUCCAGCAAUGUUUUAUAUUACAUUUAAUGUGUUCAAAAUUAUCAAUUGUAUUUAGCUGAUUUUCUUUUGACAGACAGAAAAAUGUCUUGCUUUCAUGGACUUUUGAAAAUGUUAAUUUCUCUUUCCUCUUCGCUUUAAAUCAAUAAACAUGCUACUUAUGAAUGUUUUACUUAAAUUAAUGUUUUAAUAGUUUCAUGAUUAUAGAAUGAGAAUCUAUGCAAUGAAGAUGCUGAAAUAUCUUGAUGUAUUUUCUAGAAGCCACUUGUACUGUAACAUGGAACAUUUCUGAAUGUUGAUUUUGAACAUUUUUGUGUUUUUGAUGGUGCAGGGCACAUACAACACAGCACUAUUUCCAUCAUUGCAGUUCCAAAUUUAAGUUUUACCUCUGCAAAAAUGGAAAGGGAGGUUAAAACAAUUAUUUUAAAAAAAUAUCUAGCGAUUUCAACUUCUUGUGGCAAAAUUUAGAAAUUUGCCAAAAACUAGCAAACUUGGUUGUUUCCUGACAUACACAUUCAGAAAUCUGUCUGUAAGAGCAGAAUCUGUACACACCGGAAAUUGUUGUUAUUUCUGUAUUUACUUAAUAUUCAAUGUAAAUUUACUUGUUUUGACAGAUGUUUUGUAUUUAUAGUGACUUACUGUGCAGUGCUCUUCUGUUUGGACAGGAGCUAUGGGACAUCAAACUUUGCUGAAUGGUACGAUAGUGAUGCAGUUGGACUACCAGACCUGUUACUGUUACGAGUUCAUAUCGUUCACCAUUCAGCAACUGUAAUUAUUAUGUUGGAAAAGCCAGUUCCGUGCACUCCUGUCCAAACAGCCUUUAUUGUCAGUCAGCAUCAGAAGUGGGAAAAGAGACAAGAGAAUGUGUGGAAGUAGGCAUCAGUGAAUGAAUUUGAGUAACCUGUUUGUUUAGUAAAUAAUAACUGUUAGUCAGAGUUUAUUACAAGUGUGAAUAGGAUGUUUAUUUUGUCAUUAAGCACUGAACGUUUAUCAAUGGUCAUGUGAGGUAUCACACCUUUUGAAUACACCUCAUUUAUUUGAUUGUAAUUACAUGGGCAAUUUUAUAUUCUUAAGCAAUAUUGUUUCUUUUUAUGUUUCUACAUGUUAUUAUCUAAAUGGGAAUUUCUUGUUAUUUGAUUGUUAGGCAUUAUAUGUUUAUGGUUUACAUUAUUUUAUGUUUCACAUACAUUUUUGCCAUAUCUGAACAAUAGAUGGCAGUAUUGUGUAUGACUUUAUUGUGACUUAUACAUGUUAAUUAUGGAGCUAGAACAAUGACGUAAGACAUUUAAAUGCAAGUGAAUAAUCCAGUUUCUUGACAUUUGGCCUAGUUUGUUUACAUUUAGAAUUUCUGAUAUAAUGUGGGAGAACUGAAUUUUGAACUGAAGAUUUUUGCUGCUUGUAAAUUGUAUAUAUUUGUAUUUUUAAACAGCAGAUAUUUUUGUACUUUAAAAUGUUUAGAGGUGGAAUUAGCUGUAAAAAAUCUAAUUAUAGAAUUAUAGAUAUAAUCUGAAUUGUUACAGCUAAUUCCACCUCUAAACAUUUUAAAGCAAAAAAUAUAUAAAAAAUAUGCUGUUUAAAAAUGAAAAAAUAUCAAAUUUAUAUUUAUGCAUUUGGCAGACGCUUUUAUCCAAAGCGACUUACAGUGCACUUAUUACAUGGACAAUCCCCCCGGAGCAACCUGGAGUUAAGUGCCUUGCUCAAGUGCACAAUGGUGGUGGCUGUGGUGAUCGAACCAGCAACCUUCUGAUUACCAGCUCAGCGAUUUAGCCCACUACGCCACCACCACAUCGCAGCAAAAAUCUUCAAUUUUGUAAAAUGUCAUUUCUUUUCUUACUUUAGUCUUUCUUCUAGCUCCAUACUUAAUAUUUUCAUGACAUUGAUAAAAUGAUGUAGACUGUUUGUGUGAUUUGUCAUUGAAAUAAUA
Xyrauchen texanus (razorback sucker) is the source of this 3735-nucleotide messenger RNA. Its product is annotated as scavenger receptor cysteine-rich type 1 protein M130-like. The record is from RefSeq and is a predicted model, not a curated record. Gene Ontology annotation, cellular component: membrane. The transcript is spliced from 12 exons. Bases 11 to 1663 code for a protein of 550 amino acids. Lineage: Eukaryota; Metazoa; Chordata; Actinopteri; Cypriniformes; Catostomidae.